ACAGUCGAGCGCUAUAGGUUGCACAAACCGUCUAUCAUCCAUAUCUAGCGAAUCCCAAACCUAGGGAUUCACCUCAGGAAUUCGCGGGUCCCCACACCGACCAAACAAACAACUCGCGUCGUCACACCCUUGGGUUCAUCUAUAUUUCUUAAAGACCCUGUCAUGCCUCACUCUGUCAACAAUUCCACUUCGACUGGGCCUAAGAUGUCGCGGCCUUCAUCCACCUCCACCUACUCGGCGUCGAAUGCGAAUGCUUUCCCCAAGCAGGCUGGUGCCACCACCCUUCUUGCGCCCGAGUCCAACGACGCUCCAGCACUCACAUCGCCAUCGCAGCUUUCCUUCACAUCGUCACCACGAUCAGUCCUCGACGCACCUGCAUUCGACGAUUCAAGACUAAGGCCUGCUGCAUCAGCCGGCGCUAACAUCGCGCGUCCUUACUCUCGGCAGCGAGCUCAGUACUACGAGGAGCAGUUCUCGUACAAGGAAGGGACCAGCUCGAACGCUCGCGACCGUGUUACCAAAGAUGCACCGAUUGUUGCAGAGCUGAGGACGAAUGUCAUCAUCAAGGACGAAUAUACCCUUGUCACCGACCUCUCGCACCAUCUCUCGACCCGUUAUCAGAAGCCGGAGACAUCGAUCAUGAUAACAGUCAACCACUCAGCGUGUCUGCUGCUUGGUGGCUCUUUCGAGCCUACUUACAUUCUCACCAUCAAUGCGCUCCCCGUGCAGCUGCAGCCAACACUCAACAAGCGCAACGCUGCCUUGAUCCAGAACUUCAUGACGGAAUCGAUCGGUGUUCCAAUCGAUCGUGGCAUCGUCAAGUUCGCUGCCAUUCAGGAGGAUGCUUUCGCCAUGAACGGCAUGACUAUCCUGGGCGAGAUUGAGAACCUCGAGCGCACUCAAGCUGAGGAGACAGGCGUGAAGCGGGCUGUGACCAAGAGCUCCCGCCGGUCUGGCGUCUCCAAGGCAAAGAGUAGCAUCACGCUUUCUCGCAAGACUUCCAAGGCUAACACCAAGGGAAGAACAGUCACCCCUCCGCUUCCUAGCCCUGGUCCACUCGAUUCCGGAAUAGCUGUAAACGAAAAGGGCCUCCCCGAGACUCCCGUUGCACAGCCUGCAAGCAAAGGCAUCAACCACAAGCAGUCUGAGCCGAUCAUGUCCAAGUUCGGCAAGAAACCCAGCACCAACCUUAUCCCACCACCUAUUCCUGAGAGCAAGACAGCGAAGCACUCUGUGCCAAAGCGUAAGAGUCUGCUGAACAUCUUCCGCCGAUAGGUGGCUCAC
Messenger RNA from Boeremia exigua, 1284 nucleotides. Its product is annotated as Tautomerase/MIF superfamily. The record is from RefSeq and is a predicted model, not a curated record. The coding region runs from base 163 to 1275 and encodes 370 amino acids. NCBI's taxonomy places the organism in Eukaryota, Fungi, Ascomycota, Dothideomycetes, Pleosporales, Didymellaceae. The transcript has 2 exons. Gene Ontology annotation, molecular function: phenylpyruvate tautomerase activity.